Dissoconium aciculare CBS 342.82 is the source of this 2076-nucleotide messenger RNA. RefSeq names its product HbrB-like protein. Gene Ontology annotation, cellular component: TORC2 complex. NCBI's taxonomy places the organism in Eukaryota, Fungi, Ascomycota, Dothideomycetes, Mycosphaerellales, Dissoconiaceae. The transcript has a single exon. Gene Ontology annotation, biological process: TORC2 signaling. Bases 1 to 2076 code for a protein of 691 amino acids. The record is from RefSeq and is a predicted model, not a curated record.
AUGCAUCAUAUGUCGCCGCCCGUCAAUCAGGAAAGGAAACGCUCUCAUGCUGGCCUUGCACCGAUCCAGACAAGUGGUCCCGCGGGAUCUCGGCGUCCGAGUGGAUCUGGGAGUCCGGGAGUUGUCUCGCCGGGAGCACUUUCCUACAGCAACGGAACUGUCGGAGGGAAUAAAUUGGCGGCCACGACAGCAGCAAACGUGGUCUUCCCGAACGCACGAGGCGCGAUUCAUUCGCCUGUGUCUUCGCAACCACAUAGCAGCGCGAUGCUACCACCACCAGACAAAGAAUCUAAAUCCAAAAGCUCGAAGAUGAAAUUUCUUCGUCCGAAAGCAAUGACCUUGAGCAAGGAAAAGGAUGGAAAGGGCGUGAUGGCCGCACCAUCUCCGGGUAAAUCGAGCAGUACAGCCAACCUGUUACGCUUCCCGAAUCAAUCUGUGACCAGUUUCGCCGAGUCUACCUCAGGGUCUCUAUAUAGUUCUGCAAACGUCUCCACGUCUACAUUGGUUCCAGCUACUUCAGAAAAGGACAAGGAGAAGAAACACCACUUUUUAUCACGCCAAAAACACAAAGUUAAAGAGGAGCCACUGGCGCUACCUUUGAGUUCAGCACAUUCCAAUUCCCACGCAACAAACCCAGAGCAUCCCCAACCUUUAUAUAACUUCACUCCAGAUUCUCCGGCCCCAAGCUCAUUCGCCAAGAACUUCGAUCUCAGACAUGGUGGUCGUCUACUGCGCAAUGCAAAGAAGGAAGAAAAGGCGGCAGCGGCGUCAAAAAUGGAAGGGACUGCUCUUUCAUCUAGUGCACCAGGACAUAGUUCCAUGGAACAAUUCCUCGGUUCAAACAGCUUCGAAAACGUGGGACCUCCCUCCAGCGCCGCGAAUGUGUUCUCGUUUCCUUCCGACAACGUCUCAGCGCAGGCCUUCAGCACAAUUGGAGCCCAAAUGGGUCUCCCUGGAAUCGGGCCCGACGAUGCAUGGCCGUUACUGAAAGCCCGUUUGCUCAAUUUGUUUUCGGGAGAAAGCUUACGACCGCCGAUUGAGGACUUCAAUGCCUUGGUCAGUGUACAUGUGCGUCGUUGUAUACAACGGCGAUGUCCGAUAGUCCUGAUUGAAGAUGUUCGAGAGCUAUUGCAGACCGGAUUCGGCUCUCUAGCGCAGACGCUCAGAGGGGUUCCUGAUGAGAGGCUGAUCACAAAUCUGGUAGACAUGUGGGUCGGUGUAUAUGGCACGAUUUUGCCAUUUCUGCAGGCAGUCUUCCUCCCGCUCGAGCUGGAGUUCAAAGGCCGUGGAAACCUGAUGACCGCCCGCGAAGCACAAGAAUUUUGGGGCGCAAUCCCUGAAUCGCUGAAGUUAGACGAGCGACCUGAAUCUGCAGGAGGAGCGCUCCGGACGCCGAGUCUAGCUGAUGAGCUCGAAGUCCGCAGGCUGACACUCAUCAUCUUCCGGGACUCAGUGAUAUUGCCCAAACACGAAAGCCUCAUGAACAUCUUCAGCCGUUUGUCUCUGGACAAUAUAAAUGCUGCAGCUUCACCUGCCGCCAGCGCCCAAGGCCGAAGCCAUGCCCGUAGCGAUCUGUCUACCUCAGGCGCAGACCGUCCUGGAACAGCUGGUAGCCUAAGUCCACGGCUGAGCAGCUUUAACUCGCAGAGCUCAACGUAUCUCGAUGCCGCCAGCAACUCUUCAGGCAAUGCAACCAGUCUAGCAAACCGUAGUCGGGCCACCUCCAAUACCUCAGCCGGCAGCUUCGGCACUAGUCUGCCCCAUCUCAGCUCUCCGCUGGCCGCAGGCUUCACAACACCGGGCCAGGCAGCGGCGAGUUCACAGCAACAGCCGGCGCCGCCGCCUCCGGUCGCAUUCACCGAUCCAGCCAAGAUCACCGAAACAGUGGCAAAGAUGCUUCAAUGCCUGUAUGUACUUGCGUCGUGUCAAACCGGCGAUGUGGCUCAGGGCAACGUAGAACGACUCACGGGGGCGCUCAAAUAUAACUGGUUGGGUCGCGGACGUACAGGGCGGGACCGCAGAGGGUGGGUAGGUGUCAAGGCCGGUCAACGGGUGGGCUUGGUGGGUGCAUCAUGA